AUGGAUAAGCUGGAUAUCUCACACUCAAAUCUCGCUUGGACACCAGACAUGUUUUCUUUUAUUUAUAAUUCGAAUCCAGGCCGUGUCGUCUUCAAACCUGGCGCUCUUUCGGAUAUCUCAGCGGAACUUGACCGCCUGGGUUGCAAAGCCGCACUCAUUCUAUCUACACCUCAACAAGUGAAUGCAGCCGAACAAGUUACGACUCUCCUAGGUUCGUCCGCUGUCGGUAUCUUCUCAAAUGCUACAAUGCACACGCCCAUCGCGAUCACGCUCCAAGCUCUCGCGCAAGCCGAAGACAAGCACGCUGACUGCGUCAUUUCUGUUGGUGGAGGAAGUACCACAGGCUUAGGGAAAGCUAUUAGUGUCCGCACUGGUCUUCCACACAUCAGUGUCCCAACGACGUACGCAGGCAGCGAAAUGACACCCGUCCUUGGCGAAACAGUCGACGGCGUGAAAACCACGCGAACCGAUCCGAAAAUUCUCCCAAAUACCGUCAUAUAUGAUGUGAACCUCACACUUAGCUUGCCGCAGAAUUUGAGCGCAACCAGCGGCAUUAAUGCUAUCGCGCAUGCAGUAGAAGCGCUGUACGCACCCGACACCAAUCCAGUUAUUCGCCUACUAGCUAAAGAAGGCAUCCAUGCGUUAGCAAAAUCUUUACCUGUCAUUGUCGCUGAUGGUGCCAAUCUAUCCGCCCGAAGCACAGCACUCUACGGCGCAUGGUUGUGCGGCCAGUGCCUGGGAAGCACAACCAUGUCUCUACAUCACAAGCUCUGUCAUGUCCUCGGUGGAUUAUUCAAUCUUCCACAUGCAGAGACGCAUACUAUCAUGCUGCCUCACACUGUAGCAUAUAAUGCCCCAGCUAUUCCAGAAGCCAGCAGGGAUAUGAUUGAUGUACUGCCAGGUGCGGAUGGAGACUGUGUUCGGGGACUUAAUAAGCUUAUUGAUGGACUUGGUAUGGGCAAGGCUUUGAGGGACUAUGGUAUGAAGGAGGAAGACGUUGAAAAGGCGGCAGACUAUGCAUUACGGAACCCGUACGCAAACCCAAGACCAAUCGUGCUAGAGAAAAUUCGGGAAUUGAUACGGAGGGCCUGGGCAGGUGAGGAAGCAAGGUCGGAUCUGUAA
This is a messenger RNA of Ascochyta rabiei, 1122 nucleotides long. RefSeq lists its product as uncharacterized. The record is from RefSeq and is a predicted model, not a curated record. NCBI's taxonomy places the organism in Eukaryota, Fungi, Ascomycota, Dothideomycetes, Pleosporales, Didymellaceae. The transcript has a single exon. Gene Ontology annotation, cellular component: mitochondrion. Gene Ontology annotation, molecular function: alcohol dehydrogenase (NAD+) activity; metal ion binding; maleylacetate reductase activity. The coding region runs from base 1 to 1122 and encodes 373 amino acids.